Messenger RNA from Falco peregrinus (peregrine falcon), 1361 nucleotides. RefSeq names its product thioredoxin domain containing 5 (gene TXNDC5). Gene Ontology annotation, molecular function: protein disulfide isomerase activity. Bases 63 to 1340 code for a protein of 425 amino acids. The record is from RefSeq and is a predicted model, not a curated record. Gene Ontology annotation, biological process: protein folding. The transcript has 10 exons. Lineage: Eukaryota; Metazoa; Chordata; Aves; Falconiformes; Falconidae. Gene Ontology annotation, cellular component: endoplasmic reticulum.
AGGGCCGGGCGGAGGCGGCAGCGGCCGCCCGGGGUUUGGCCGCUCGCUCUGCCGGUGCUGCGAUGGCUCCGCUCCGCUCCGGCCCGGCCUGGCGGCGCCUGCUCUCCUUCGCCGUGCUCGGUAUCGUGCUCUGCGGCCGGCCGGGGCGGGCUGAGCCCGAGCCGGAGCCGGGCCCGGAGCCAGGCCCAGACGCGGGCCCGGCGGCGGAGGCGGACCCGGACCCGCACGGGCGGCACCUCUACAACGCGGAGAUGCUGCGGCACGGCGCCGCCGCCGCCCCCCACUUCGUCAUGUUCUUCGCCCCGUGGUGUGGACAUUGUCAGCGUCUCCAGCCAACUUGGAAUGAUUUGGGAGAUAAAUACAACAACAUGGAAAACCCGCAGGUCUACGUUGUCAAAGUAGAUUGUACUACAGAUACUCCACUGUGUUCUGAAUUUGGCGUCCGUGGAUACCCUACCCUAAAGCUGCUUAAACCAGGACAAGAACCUCUGAAAUACCAAGGCCCUCGGGACUUCCAGGCACUGGAAAACUGGAUGUUGGAGAAACUAAAUGAGGAACCAUCUGAUCCAGAAUCUGAUGUGGAACCACCAAAAGCCCCUGAACCUAAGCAGGGAAUGUAUGAACUCUCUGCAGACAAUUUCAAGAUGCACAUAGCAGAAGGUAAUCACUUUAUAAAAUUCUUUGCCCCUUGGUGUGGUCAUUGCAAGGCUUUGGCUCCAACCUGGGAACAGCUGGCUCAAGCCUUCGAGCAUUCGGAAACUGUCAAGAUUGGCAAGGUUGACUGUACUCAGCAUUAUGAAGUCUGCUCUGAAACCCAAGUUCGUGGCUAUCCCACACUCCUGUGGUUUAGAAAUGGUGAGAAGGGUGACCAGUACAAAGGGAAGAGGGACUUCGAUUCCUUAAAGGAGUAUGUGGAUUCCCAACUACAGAGCUCCGGGAAAGCACCACCAGCAGAUAAACCCACCGAAGCCCCGCAGCCCCCCCCAGAACCCCCCCAUGUUGAGGCUGCAGUACUCUCUCUCUCUGAAAAAGACUUCGACGCAACCAUUGCUAGAGGGAUCACCUUUAUUAAAUUCUAUGCUCCAUGGUGUGGUCACUGUAAGAACUUGGCUCCAACUUGGGAGAACCUUGCCAAAGAGCAAUUUCCAGGUUUGACUGAUGUCAAAAUAGCAGAAGUAGACUGCACCGUGGAACGUAACGUCUGCAACAGAUUUUCGGUACGUGGUUAUCCUACACUUCUGCUUUUCCGAGGUGGAAAGAAAGUCAGUGAACACAAUGGAACAAGAGACCUUGAAUCACUGCAUAGUUUUGUCUUGCGUCAGGCAAGGGAUGAAUUGUAAUAAAAGUCUGGAUGCUCUGUC